AUGUCCAAGAAAGUCAUCCUCGCAACCGGGGGUUACGAUCAUACUGUGCGAUUCUGGGAGGCUGCCAGUGGUGUUUGCUUCCGCACGAUUCAGUUUCCCGAGUCUCACAUCAACCGACUGGUGUUUUCACCAGACAAGGUCUUCCUUGCAGUGGCUGCAAACCCGCGGAUCGUGGUUUUCGACGCCCUGAACAACGUAGCUAGCCCAGUCAUUGGCUUAGAGGGACAUCGCGGCAACGUUGUCAGUGUCGGGUACGAGGCUUUUGGAAGCUGGCUCUAUUCAGGGUCUGAAGAUGGUACCAUUUGCACCUGGGAUCCGCGGUCAGGGAAGCGUUCACACGUAUUCUGUAACCGCGCUGGGGUCACGGCGGUGUGUCUGCAUCCAUCGCAAAGGGAGCUGAUAUCCGCUGACUGCCAGGGGACUGUACGCACAUGGGAUCUGAUCGCGAAUCGUCUGAAUCGUGAACUGAAGCCACAGGACGACGUCCCGAUUAGUACCAUGGCCCUCGCUGCUGACGGUAGUCUGCUGUCGGUCUGUAACCAUGAAGGCGCCUGCUAUGUAUGGCGUGUAUGCCAAGCCGGUACCGGCACCGGCGAAGCAGACGCGGAGUUUUACGAGCUCGAGCGCUUGCGUGACGCUUCACCGAUACCACUCACCCGCUCAGAUAGUGACCUCACCGAAAUGCAGCACUGGAACCGCAGCCCGAGCCGACAGCGAGUUGUUCAGCGACCUGGGACACCAGCCACUGAACCGGUCGACUUUCAACCCUCAACGACUUGGAGUGCACACACCAGGUACGUGCUCCAGUCGAGCUUCAGUCCAAAUGGAAAAAUGUUGGCCAUGGCCCUGGACUCUGGUUUCAUCCGACUCUGGGGCGUACAGCGGAGCGUCGGUGCCACUUGGCAGCAGACGCAGGUGCUGGGACGCCACCAGAAAUGGGCAUGGGAUCUGGUGUUUUCCGAUAACAGCGAGUUUCUUUUCAGCUGUUCAAGCGAUCGCCGAGCGUGCCUCUGGGACCUGUCAAGCGGCUCUGUCAUUCGUACGUACGAGGGUCACAAACUCGCGGUAACUGCACUGGCUGUUUCGGUAACGACGCUAUAG
Molecule: messenger RNA, 1101 nt
Organism: Cyanidioschyzon merolae strain 10D
Lineage: Eukaryota; Rhodophyta; Bangiophyceae; Cyanidiales; Cyanidiaceae
Product: WD-repeat protein
Exons: 1
Coding region: 1-1101 (366 amino acids)
Biological process (GO): TOR signaling; regulation of actin cytoskeleton organization
Cellular component (GO): TORC2 complex; TORC1 complex
Molecular function (GO): protein binding
Source: RefSeq, a predicted model, not a curated record